This is a messenger RNA of Marmota monax (woodchuck), 5390 nucleotides long. RefSeq names its product epithelial cell transforming 2 like (gene Ect2l). The transcript is spliced from 24 exons. Gene Ontology annotation, molecular function: protein binding; guanyl-nucleotide exchange factor activity. NCBI's taxonomy places the organism in Eukaryota, Metazoa, Chordata, Mammalia, Rodentia, Sciuridae. The coding region runs from base 309 to 3188 and encodes 959 amino acids. The record is from RefSeq and is a predicted model, not a curated record.
UGGGGCUGUCCCACCAGUCUCCUGGGGCUGCGGGCUGCAGAGCUGGCUCUCGCUGUUCACUGCACGGUCUCAAGAGGAGACAGCCGCCACCGUGCUGGGCCUCUCUGCCACUUCCCCGAGGAAGGAGCCUUGGGGUCCCGCAUUUCUCCUGCAGACAACAGGUCUUUUGCUGAGGAAUGUAGUCUGUCUAUUGGCUGAAGCCAGGAAGGGCUGCAGUAUUAGGAUUGAAUCCAGGGGCACUCUGACAUUGAGAUAUAUCUUUGGCCCAUUUUAUUUUUUAUUUCAAGACAGGUUCCUAGUUUGCUGUGAUGUCAGUUGGGGAUUCUUCCUGGAAAACCCUGGAAAUGGAGAGCUUGCAAACAAGGUUCAGUGCCUGGACACCUUUUAGCAACAAGUCACUAAAUAGACAGCUCUUUCAGGAAAGAGUUGCUUUGAUAAGUCAUUGGUUUGACCUCUGGACCAACAAACAACGUCAAGAAUUCUUAUUCACAAUUCUUUUACGAUGCACUAAAUCACAAUUAAGGUGUGUCCAAGACUGGUUUUCAGAAAGGACGCAAGUGGCCAGGGUGGACUUCUCGACUGUGUUACCACGCUUCAUUUCUCUAUAUGUCUUCUCUUUUCUGAACCCAAAAGACCUGUGUGCAGCAGCCCAAGUCAGCUGGCCCUGGAAGUUUUUAACUGAACAGGAUUGCUUAUGGAUGCCCAAAUGUAUUAAGUUUGGAUGGUUUCUGCCCUAUACACCAACAGACAACGAGUAUGGGGCUUGGAAGCGCCAUUACAUUGCUUGUGUGUCCAACCUAGAUUGGCUAACUCCCAGGGAGGCCGCUGCUAUUUAUGGGACACUGAAUGAACCCAAAGCAGAGGAUGAGGAGCUUCAGGAGAGACAGAGAGAAAAAUGCCUAAGGAAAAUAAUUUGGGAGAAAAUUGCUCUACACAAGAAGGAGUUAUUCAAAGUUCGACCCCCUUGGGUGACUGGAACAUGCUGCUCCAGAUUGUUAAAAUCCAAAUACCAACCACAUCUCUCCCAGACGGUGAGGGAUCGAGUGGGAUUACAUGAAGCUUUUGAGAAACAGCUUGUUUUGGCAUCAAUAGAAGCUUUGCCCAAACAAAGCAAUGUUUCUGGAAGUCAUCCAUACCCUUUAUUAUCAAAAAAGAAAAUCUGGCAUGGAGUUUCUCAAAAUGAUGACAGCUCUUCCUAUGCUUCCCAGCUACAUGUCAUCAUAAUAUCAUCUCGGAUUCCUGCGUAUGAGAUGGUGGUGGACAGCGUGAAGGCAGGUGUGAUUUCUGUGGUCUGUGAACACGGCGGCAUGACCUUGGAGAGCCUUCUCUACCUCAUGCGGAAAGCCCUGCAGGGGCGGAAGGCACAGAGCAUAGGAAUCCUGAGUGAUGGAGAUAGCAGAGAAAUCAAUUUACUUCAAGGCUAUAAAAUUGGUAUUAAAAAUUUACUGAGGCCUGAAGUGAGAGACUUCUGGGAGAAAUUAGGCAGCUUUGUAGCCACCAAAGAAGAAGGGGGUCAUGUGGACUUAUUUGUGCCUCUUGGAGCAUCAGAGGCAGGCAUAGAAGUGCUCUCUCAGCUGUCUCAACUAACUGGCACAUUCUUUACUGCCCCCACUGGGAUUGCAACUGGCUCUUACCAACACAUUCUUAGUGACUGGCUGGGACCUCAGCAGGGUGGGCCUCCUCCUUCCAUCUACUUCAAUGAAGCCAAGCUACAGAUGUGGUCCAACCUCACAGACUUCCUGGAAGAUGCCUUGAAAUCAGUGAGGAGAGAGUUAAGACCUCUCUUCAAGGAGCUGCAGAAGGGCAUCAGUGGCAGGAUGAUAGGGCAAUUUAUGUUUGACUCCAUGAGUAUGGCAAGCAUUCUGAAUAACCAAGACAUUGCACAAGCUCUGGCAGAUGGUCUGAUGGAGCUGUCAAAAGAAAAUUCUGAAAGGCCUCUGGAAUUUUUGGCAUGUUUUCUGCUGAAGAAAUGUAGUAAAAAGAGCAAAGAUGAAGGAAAUGUUAUUCUGACAAAAUGUGACCUAAAAGAAACACUUGAUUUGUUCACAAAGGAAAGAAACAUUAUAGAAGACAACUCUCAGGACACAGAAUCAAGUCUCAACAAAAGUGAUCUAGAUUUUGAGGUGCUGCUUAAGCUGGAGAGAAAGCUGCAGAGAAACUCAGCAGAUAAGCGAACUAGUGCUGCCAGGGAACUCUUACAGAGUGAGAGAAAGUAUGUGCAGAUGCUGGAAAUUGUGCGGGAUGUUUAUGUGAGACCACUGAGAGCAGCACUGGCAUCAAACAGAGCGAUUCUGAGUGCUGCAAACAUACAGAUAAUUUUCUCUGAUAUUCUGCAGAUUUUAAGUCUCAACAGGCAAUUUCUAGAUAACCUAAGAGACAGACUACAGGAAUGGAGCUCAGCCCACUGUGUGGGGGAAAUAUUCAUAAAGUUUGGAGGCCAGUUGAACACAUACACCAAUUUCUUCAAUAAUUACCCUGUUGUUCUGAAAACCAUCGAGAAGUGCAGAGAAAUGACACCAGCAUUCCGAGCUUUCCUGAAGAGGCAUGAUAAGACCACUGUUACUAAAAUGCUGAGCCUGCCGGAGCUGCUUUUGUUCCCAUCUCGGAGAUUUGACGAAUAUGUGAAUCUUCUCUAUGCUCUGAGGCUUCAUACUGCUGCCGAACACGUUGACCGUGGGGACCUGACCACUGCAAUUGGCCAAAUCAAAAAAUACAAAGGUUAUAUAGAUCAGAUGAAAGAAAACAUCAGAAUGAAGGAGCAGCUGUCAGACAUACAGAGAAUCAUCUGGGGGUGCCCUACUCUAUUUGAAAUAAACAGAUACCUGAUUAGGGUCCAAGAUGUAGUCCAACUCCAUUGCUGUGAUGAGGAGAUAAGUUUCUCUUUAAGGCUCUAUGAACAAAUUCGUGAUCUCAGCUUCUUCCUCUUCAAUGAUGCACUGCUUGUUUCUAGCCGGGGCAUAUCACACACUCCAUUUGAAAGGACUUCAAAAACAACCUACCAGUUCAUUGCAUCAGUGGCCCUUCACAGGUUACUGAUAGAAGAUAUUCCAGAUUCCAAGUAUGUCAAGAAUGCAUUUAUUCUUCAAGGUCCAAAAUGUGAAUGGAUUUGUGCUACUGAAGUAGAGGAUGACAAAUUCCUAUGGUUGUCAGUACUCCAAAAUGCGAUCAAAAGCAGUAUGGACAAGUGAGACUGGACUUGAAGAAAACAUCAGGGGUAUCAAUUCUCCCUGGCAAAGACAGAAAAUGUUGUUCUUCUGUUCUAGGGUAUCCAGUAAGAAGCAGAAUGAUUAUCUGUUGUGGAUGAUGAGAAGAUGAACUAGGAUGACCCAUAAGAUUCCUUCCAACUUUUGAACUUCAUUAUCUAAAAGUUUUGUGGGGCUGGGGAUAGCUCUAUUGGUAGAGUGCUUGCCUCUCAUGCACAAGGUUCUGGAUUCAAUCCCCAGUACCACUACCCCCACAGAAAAAAAAAAAAAUAGGCUUUUAUAACACAGUCAUGUGUAACAUAAGAACAAUCAGUUUAAAAUUUUGAACCAUUUCUUUUGGUAGUUAUUUUUCCUGGACAUUAUUUAAAAUAAUUUGACUGAUGUAAUGAGUCCUAAGAGAGCAAGCAUUUUGUGCAAAGUUUUUUUUAAUCAUCUAAAGAAAAAACACUAGAAUGAAAAGUUUAAAUGACCAUUCUAGAAAGCUUAAUUUGUUGAUUUGCAAUCUUUAAAAUUUUCAUAGAACAAUUACUGAUUAAAAAAUACAUAAGAAAUAUAAGUGACAACUUUCUAAAACACUUGUUAAUUACAUCCUUAAUAUGAAUGUAAUCCUCUAGCAAACAAAAAGUACCAUUACAAAGCACUAGAUUUUUUUGUAUUUAGUUUUUUUUUUUUGCUGCAAAACUUAGAAUAUCCAAAUAAGGAGGUUUAAAAAUACUGUUGAUAUUGUCAAAUUAGAAGGCCACUGAAAAAUAAGCCAUUUUUAAGAAACAAAAAUAAAUGGAAACCUAGUGAAACUGCCUGUAAUGGGACUUAGCUUAAUAAAAUCAAAUAAAUUAAGACAGCUCUGUUUAAAACAAAUAAACAGCAAAAUAGAAGUUUCCUGGGCCUUUAAAGCCUUUAUUAGCAUGUUUAGCUAAUAAAGGUUAUAACUUGGGGCCACCUGGAAGCUUUAGCUGAUGUGUGCAGUAGUAAUAUUUAUAUCUACUUAAUGAUAAAUGAAAGUUAUAUAAUCUUGGAAGCUUUAGGUUGCCAAAUUCCUUUUUGCUUGAUAAAGUAAUAAAAUUUACUAGUACAGUUUAGGAUUUUUAUCCUGGGUUAAACAGUGAAACUAAUUCCUUCUAAUUCUUAAAAAUUUAAAUUCUUAUGAAAAAUAUACAAAAGUUAAAAUACGUAUGUACUGUUCUUUUUAGUGUGAAAUCACACUUCUGAUUCUAUCAUGAUAUAGCCCUGUAGUUUAACAUCUAUGAUCCAACAGACAGAAUAACUUUAAAGACAAUAUCUGUUGUUAGCAAGAAUGCAAAUUUACACAUGUGAUCCCAAUAUAUGAUAUAAAACAAAUUGUAAGAUAGUAUAUUAUCCCAAAUAGGGUAUACUUCAGAAACUUGUAAUAGGAAAACCUAUCUAUAUGGCAAAAAGAACAAGUGACAAGAUAGUGAAAGGUAAACAGAAAUCUUAAGGAAUUUCCAUUUCUUCUAUAACUGAUAUCCUUGGAAAUUUAGAAGCACAUUAAUUUAAAAUAAUCUCAGUAAUAACUUCUAAAAAAGUUGACAGCAUCAAUCAUGUAAAAUUGACAUGGCGAUGUUUCUGAAUGGGCAGUAUUUAUGGAGUGGUUUCACAGUUUUUCCUUUAUCUUGAAGGGACAAUUUAAAAGGCCCAUCUUCAUAGACAGCUCAUAAGUUUCUAUGAUUGCUGCUGAAAGAUUCUAAGUCUCUGAUGAAACUGGUCAAAAUAUGACAAGGAAAACUAGUACCUGACCCCCAAACUGAUAUGUAAACGAUGCUUAAAGAAUCAUCUGGGUAUUUAAGAAAGUAGAAUAUUGCAGAUAGGAGGACUCCACUCAGUAAAUUAGCUUCUGGUAAAAACUAUCUUAUCCAACAUAGUUCUUUGAAGUCAAAAUUACAUAGAAAACUAAUUUUAAAGCUUUUUUUUUUUUUUUUACAGAAUAUAGAUGUUUUAUAUAACAUAUUAAGCCUAAAAGGAUAAAUCAAGUUUAUUUUUGUUUUCCUUAUUUCCUUAUUGCAAAGAUUUCUGAGUGUAUGCUUGAGCCCAUACUGUUAAUCAAAUCUGUAUGUGGUUUUGCCAUAUAAAUAUGAUGGACCAAUAUUAUAUUUUCCUGAUGCUACAAAAGAGCAGAGGUGGGAUAUGCCAACAAACACAAUGUAUCCUCCAGAAAAAGUCAUCCUGACC